GACAGGCGGCGGAGUGCAGUGGAUAGGAUGAAGGGGCAGAGAAGCGUCUCCUUUUUAUUAUUCAGUCUCUCUAGACAGCAAGUGCCAUGCUGGACUCUCAGGAAUCCUGGUGUUCUCUCUUAUAGCCUGUAGAACUUUUGUCUUGAUCGGUUCGUUUCAUAGUGGACUUUUCUGAAACUUGGCUUCUUUUUAAAUUUGUAUAGUUGGUGCUUUUCAUGUCACCAAAAUUCGAUUACUUUAAAAGCUUGUAAGCAUUAUAUUCACAUACAGAAUGUUGAAUUGGACCUAACGUGUGGAAAGUUCUUGUUGUUUUUUUUUUGGGCUAAACUUUUAUGCAUCAACAAAUACCUUGUAACCUUUAAAUAAUGUGCUUAAUAUUAAAAAUAGCUCAUGCUAAGGAUCUGUGGAGUUUGAUUUAUGCUUCAGGUUAAAGACACUUCCAGAAUCUUUGAUGACAUCAUAAAAUGUCAGGCCAUGAACGUUUACAGCGUGACGCUCAGCGGGCCGGCGCCGUGGGGUUUCCGACUCCAGGGAGGGAAGGAUUUCAGCAUGCCUCUCACAGUGUCCAGGCUGACUCCCGGAGGAAAGGCAGCUCAGGCAGGAGUCGGAGUGGGAGACAGCGUGGUGUCUAUUGAAGACUCCAACGCUGAGGAGAUGACACAUGUUGAGGCACAAAACAAAAUCAGAGCAGCAGUGGACUCCCUCACUCUGACACUCAACAGAACGUACCUGUCUAGCGGAGAGCAGAAGACAUCGCUUCCUACUCCACCCCCUAAGUACUCCUUCACACCCAGCACCACCAUAAACAAGAUGGCACGUCCGUUCUCCACCUCCGCUAAUAACUCCAGCACAAGGCCCAGCAUCAAACCGGUGGAGUACACGGCCAAACUUAACGCCAGCACAAAUAACACCAGCACUCCGCUUUCAGGCAGCAUGUUCCCCUCGCAGAACGGCCACGGCGUUACUCCGUGCCCCAACAAACCUGUGGCAAAGCCCGAAGGUGCACGAGCUCAAGCUCCUAAAUCUUCCACCGUGUCCGGAGGUUCCAGUCGCCCGCCCUGGGUGACGGACCCGAAUUUCGCCGAACGCUAUCGGCCAGACAAGACGAGCACAGUGGUGACGCAGCACACGCAGCCGGCGCAGCCGACACCAGAGCAGAACCGCAGCUCCAUCCUCCAGGCCGCGCAGCAGAACCCGGAGCACGAGUCUGGACGCACGCCGCUCUGCGCCGCAUGCAACAAGAUCAUCAGAGGUCGCUACGUGGUGGCUCUGGGCCGCUCCUGGCACCCAGAGGAGUUCACUUGCUGUCAGUGCCGAGACGUGCUCGACGAAGGAGGCUUCUUUGAGGAAAAAGGCUCAGUUUAUUGCACCAAAUGCUACGACAAUCGCUACGCUCCCAACUGCGCCAAGUGCAAGAAGAAGAUCGCUGGAGAGAUCAUGCACGCCCUGAAGAUGACCUACCACGUCCAGUGCUUCGUGUGCGCCGCCUGCAAGAGGCCCAUCAGAAACCAGGCUUUCUACAUGGAAGACGGCGAGCCUUACUGCGAGAUAGACUACGAGAAGAUGUUUGGUACUAAAUGUCAUGGCUGUGACUUUAAGAUCGAUGCUGGCGACCGCUUCCUGGAAGCUCUAGGCUACAGCUGGCACGACACGUGCUUCGUCUGUGCGCUUUGCCACGUCAACCUGGAGGGCAAGACGUUCUACUCGAAAAAGGAUAAGCCUUUGUGUAAAGGUCAUGCCUUCUCUCCACUCUGAGCAGCAGCACAGAUCCACGGGAACCGAAGCAGGACGAACCAGAGCGAAACACAGAGGAAAAUCCGACAGCAAGGCUUAAUGAUGACCAGAAAUUUCUGUGUAGUAAUGGACUAAUGUUUAAAAAACAAAAAAAAAAACACUUUUUUGUUCAUCUGUUAUAAUGAGACUUUAAUUGUUUUUAAAAAGAGAAAUAAUAAUAGGAAAAAAUGAUGUUUAUGGGUUUUUCCCGACAGAGACGAUUAGGCCAGUCGUGAGCCGUAUAGCCAGGAAAUGUCAGGGAGGUAAAACCUUCACCAUCCCGGCAGCACAGGACAGCAGAUCAUCAUCAUCAUCACUGUCAGUGUUUAUUUAGAAAACCAGGUAAUAAUUCACCUUGAGCAGUGUUGCUUAUUGAUAUCGAGCAGUUAGUUACCAGAUAGAGACGCAGAUUCCAGGCUAAAUAAGACUUUUCACUCGCUUUCCCCUCUCUCUGAUGGCUUGAGCUCCUUUUUUCUGUCAUACCCAGACGGCCUAACGUCUAAAUCACAGAUUCGUGUUAUUGUUAUUCAUCAGAGAAAGCUCACGUUAGGACCGGGAAUAAUCUCUAGCCCUGGUCCGAGGUGUGACAUCAUCUCUAAGACUCCAUCAGCGUAGCCCUGCACGUCCCCACACAACCCUCAGUCCUCCAUCCCUGUGUGCCGGGGUACUUAAAGUAAUGGCAAAACCCACUGAAGAAGAAAAAUGAGCCUCUGGCAGCCGAACAGCACUGCAUUAGCGCUGAUUGCGAGAGGUUCAUAUUGACCCGAGCGACGAUCUUUACGUGCCUCGUAUACCAAGUGACUCCUCUAAUCCUACAGGUACCUCUAAUUAACAAAAGGCUGAGGGGCAGCGUGAGCCGAGCUCAUUUUCCCAGCAUGAAUUUCCAUGAUUUUAUUUUUUUUUAACGAAAAGGCUUUUGCUGAUCAAAGAAACAGACAGACACCACGAUGCCUCCGUCAAAGAGAGCACGCUGCCUCCCUGAUCACACGACUUUGCUCAUUUCUUAAAUUUUAACAUCUCUAAGAUCUUGCUAACAUGCGGCCGGCGUUGUUUCGGUGAACCGGACGGUCAUUAGUGUCGUCAUCGUCGUGGUGCUUCAUCUCAGUCCUACCUACAGGCCUCCCCUUGGCUCUAGCACCCUAGUCAUCUAAUUACAAGGUCAUUAAAGGGAAUCCGCAGCAUGUUGUUCAGCAGAAUAUAUAUUUCAGACAGAUCCUCGAGUUCCUGACACGGCCGUCUGUAUCCUAGAGCCAAGUUAGUAAAUUCGACGUAAGCCGAUCGUCCGCAUCUGUAAGCUGGCGUAUGUGGAAGAGAGCAGCGUGGGUUGUUUGGUUUCACUCACCGUCUCAAACGAAGCUCAGGCUCAUCUUUAUUACCGGACCGUACCACGUCCCGUAUCUAUCUGUUCCUGUUUUAGACAGUAAGGUCAUCACCGAAAGCAUAUCAGAGCUUUAACCUAGCGGACACGUCACCUAAAUUAGCCGCCCUGCCUCAUUACAAGCUCUUAAUGAGUCGGCUGACGUGCGAUCGGACGACGGCCCGAGCGUUUAAUGUUAACCUUGAGGUUAGAAUCUGAGGACGGGUCUUGAUGUCUGUGCAAUGCAGAGGAAAAUCUGAGAUUGUGAUAUUUAUGGCACGUUGAUGACGACGGUGCAGAGAACUCAAAUAAUGGAGACGUUAGCCUUCCAGAAUGCAUUGUGGGUAAUGUAGGAUAUACACAAGUUGUUCAGGGUGUUUUUAUUUUGAUUUUUUUUUCUUGCUUCCCUCCUAAACCUUUCUGAUCUGCGUAUCCAGAUCUUUAUCCCAUCAAAGUUCCUCCUCUGUUCUCCGCACACGCUCGCUAUCGCUAAUCGCAUCCUUCAGGUAGUCAUACAAGCUAACGUGUGUGAUUAGAAAUGCAUGAGGCUUAAAUACUGCUGCUUUCUAAACUUCAACAUCCUUUAUAGCCGGACAGAAGUGUAGUCAGUGUUCUGUGUCGCUGCUCAGUUUCAGUAUUCAAAACCCUCCCGUGCCGCCGUCGCCCUGAGGUUGUAGUUCACACGCGUGGAUCACAAGUACAGGAUUCCUCCAUCACUCUAAAACACCAUUUAUUUGUUUUAUUUACCUCCCUUGUAUUGAAAGUAUUCGAUGUAUCAAGUUUGCCUCUUCAUCAGUAGCUUUGCACCUCCAGAUAUUCGCGUCACGAUGUGUCUCCGUAUCGAUAAACGUAAAACUGCUGUAUUCUUUCUCACGUUAGAGACGUUUUUAUCCGAAUCUUUAUAGUUUAAGAAGAAACGAAUAGAUCAUGUUAUUGUACGUUAAUAAAGAAAACAAAACUUCACACACGCUAAAA
Molecule: messenger RNA, 4105 nt
Organism: Tachysurus fulvidraco (yellow catfish)
Lineage: Eukaryota; Metazoa; Chordata; Actinopteri; Siluriformes; Bagridae
Gene: pdlim7
Product: PDZ and LIM domain 7
Exons: 11
Coding region: 418-1755 (445 amino acids)
Biological process (GO): heart development; muscle structure development; actin cytoskeleton organization
Cellular component (GO): filamentous actin; adherens junction; stress fiber
Molecular function (GO): muscle alpha-actinin binding; actin binding
Source: RefSeq, a predicted model, not a curated record